GCCAGCUACACCCUGAUCACAUUGCCAGCUACACCCUGAUCACGUUGCCAGCUACACCCUGAUCACAUUACCAGCUACACCCUGAUCGCCAUUCCUCUUCUCAUACCCCCUCGUACAAACAGCUCACUGAAAACCAAGCCAUGUCCUCCUCAGAAGUAUUCCCUAAGACUGACUCGAAGACUCUACUCCCCUCACCACGAUCGACAUCUCAAAAGCAACUCUCCAGCCCACCAACGCCAUCAGAAGACGCCAACAUCGCUUCAUCCUCCCCCUCUUCAAGAACCUCCAUACGUAUCGUCUUACUCCUCACACUUGUCCUUUUUAUCUGCGGAUACUCAAUACUCACAUCGUCAGAGUCCCCGAUCGACCAAUUAGUUCGCUUCUUCAAACCUAUUCUCGAUACCACAUCUACAGAUUCUUCAUCGUUCAGUGUCACACCAACGAGUACCCAUAGUAGUACAGACCCCCCACCGUUCGGUGCCCCACUCUCAGACCUAUUUCCCCCUACAUCACCGACGUAUGGGCGUCAGAAGCAGCAGGACCAUCAGCGCGAGCAGACUGCAGAGCAACAAAGACGGCGACGCGAGAAACGCCAGCAUAGCCAAUUCCCCUUUGGUGACUUUUUCGGCACACAUGACGAGGAUGAUGAGAACGGCGGCCAGGACGAUCUGAAUCAGACAGGAACCAACUCCGAAGGCUGUGCUGGAUACUACUGUGCAGAUACAGAUGUCUGUGUAGACCAACCGAUCCAUUGUCCCUGCCCGUAUGAAACUGAUACAAAGUGCUUCAGGGGCGAUUGGUAUGUCUGCCACCGAGGCUGGCACGCCUGCUGAGAAUAUUUGAAGCAGGCGUGUGGCAUUUCGCUUCAGCAAAGCCAGCAAAUAAAAAAAUAGCCUGAACUUUAU
This is a messenger RNA of Gamsiella multidivaricata, 905 nucleotides long. RefSeq lists its product as uncharacterized. The coding region runs from base 141 to 833 and encodes 230 amino acids. Lineage: Eukaryota; Fungi; Mortierellomycota; Mortierellomycetes; Mortierellales; Mortierellaceae. The record is from RefSeq and is a predicted model, not a curated record. The transcript is spliced from 2 exons.